Molecule: messenger RNA, 1629 nt
Organism: Closterium sp. Yama58-4
Lineage: Eukaryota; Viridiplantae; Streptophyta; Zygnematophyceae; Desmidiales; Closteriaceae
Source: the annotation of a GenBank genome assembly
AUGCUGUUCAGCCACGUGGCCUCCACCGCCGUGCCUGCCCCGCUGCACUGCCUCUCCCUCCGCCUCACCCUCGCCGCCCAGAACGCGUCCCUGCGCCGCUCGUGGCUCCCUGCUGCUGCUGCGCCUGCUGCAGCGCUGCAGGUGGAGGGGAAGGAGGAGGGAGACGGGGAGGAAGGAGAGGGGGAGGACGGGGGGAAGGAAGAGCACGUGGGGAGGGGUAAGGCAGGUGUGGUGAAGAGAGGAGAAGGGGAAGGAGGAGGAGGGGACGGAGAGAAGGAAGAGGGAGAUGAGGAGAUCGGGAAGGAUCGGGAGAGGGAGAGGGAGAGGGAGAGGGAGAGGGAGUGGAGGAGGCGGGUGGAGGACCCAUCGCUGUUCCACUACGUGGUGAUCACAGACAACGUGCUCGCAGCCAUGGUCGUUGUCAACUCCACCGCCUCACACGCCCGCCAGCCAUGGCGCCAUGUGUUCCACGUGGUAACGGACCGCAGCAACUACCCGGCGUUCACGGCGUGGUUCAGCGCCAAUCCUCCCGCACACGGGCGCAUGGCGUGGGAGGUGCUGUGCCUGGACGACUUGCCCUGGCUGCUCUCCAUGCCGCUGCUGCACCACCUGCAGCGCCCCGCCAUGAGAGACUUCUACUUCCGCCACUCCUCCGCCGCCGCCGCCACCGCUGCCCUUGCGCCCCCUGCUGCUUCUGCCGCUGACGAUCGUACGCCUGUUGGUGGUGUUAGAAGUGCUGCUGCCCGUGGCAACGGUAAUGCUAGUCAUAGUAGCAGCAUCAGCAGCGGCAGUGGCAGCGGCAGCGGCAGCGGCAGCAGCAGCGGCAGCAGCAGCGGCAGCGGCAGCAGCAGCAGGGAGGACUAUGGGACGCUGAGGUUCCGCAACCCCAAGUACGUGUCGGUGCUGAACCACCUGCGGUUCUACCUGCCGCGCAUGUUCCCCCGCCUGCACACGCUGCUCUUCCUCGACGACGAUGUCGUGCUGCAGCAGGACGUCUCGCACCUAUGGCAGGUGCCGCGAGGAGGGGCAGUGAACCUAGCGGUGCCCACGUGUGUUGGCCGCACGUAUCACCGCUUCAGCUCCUACCUCAACUUCUCACACCCACUGCUGCAACCGCACACCAGCACCAACAGCAGCAGGAUUGAUAGGAGCAGCAGCAGCAGCAGCAGCAGCAGCAGCAGCAGCGGAAGUGGGGAGCAAUGGGGUGCGGGUGUGGAUCCGAACGGGUGUGCAUGGGCGUUUGGGUUCAACCUGUUUGACCUCAACGCGUGGAGGGAUGGCAGAUACACUGAAAAAUACCACUUCUGGCUCUCACAGAACGAGAACCGCACGCUGUGGCAGCUGGGCACACUCCCAGCGGGCCUGCUCACCUUCCUCCACGCCACGCACCCUCUCCCGCGCUCGCUCCUCGCAGCCAGCCUCGGCAGCCGCAGCACGGUCCCGCUGAGUCGAGUGCGGUCAGCAGCAGUGCUGCACUACAACGGGCACGCCAAGCCGUGGCUGGACCUGGCGUUUCCAGAGUACGCGCACCUGUGGUGGCGCUAUGUGCCGCUGCACCACCCUCUGCUGCGCGCCUGCUACUUCUACCCACCGCCUCAGGCGUCUAGUUUUGAGGCACCUCAGAAGUAG